AUGGCGCUUCGACGGAGGGCUGCUACUGCCAUGCGCAUGGGUUCCGUGGGCGCUCUUCUCCCUUUACUGACAGUGGCAGGGGCCUCAGCUGUCUCAAACCGACGAGAAGCUCUUAAUGCGCCUCUUAAAUCCCAGAAAUCGGCCUCCGAGUGCCUAACUACUACCGCUUCGCUGGCCUUCCAAGGACUCAAAUCAGGCCUUGCAUGGACUAUCGCAGUGGACGCCUACGCUAUGACCAGCGUGACAGACGCCGAGUUGGCACGAUACAUGGCGACGCGGCCAGGCUGCAGCGUUGUGGGUGAGAUCGCCAGGAAGCUGGGACCACUUUGCAUGCGCAAUGUGCUGGGCUUCGCGGGCUUCCUGGGCCUCUUCGGAGGCGUAAGCUGCAGUUUGGAGGUGCUACGCAGCAAGAACGACCUGCUGAACCCAUUUGUCGGUGGAUUUACAGCCGGCCUGGUCUUCUUGCAGCAGGAGUUUCGCAAACCGCGCACGCACCUCACAUCGGCAAUAGUGUGUGGCGUGUUCGCGAUGGCGAUACACCAUCUCAUCCCUGCCAUCAGUAAAGAGAGCGAGAGCGAGGACGUUGCCGCUGUUGAGACGCGCAGGAGAAGGAGCAAAAGGCGGUGGACGAUGAGGCAGCGACGACAUGUUAACGGCAACAGCAACGCGUUGGCGUCGACAAAUACAGCGGAGAAUCCUUCAUCGUCGAGCUGGGGAUCAGGAAGGACAGUGCCGGUCAAUAUCAUGUCGACAUCGAAGCGAGUGGCACCUCCGGUUGUUCCUGCUGAGCAUUUUACACCAACGACAAUCAAUCAAGGAAACACGCGUGGGGUUACAAUACCCAGACGCCCUCAGUCUAGCCGCCUCCCCAGCAGUCGAGAUCAUUUGGCACCAUGUCGCCCAAAGCGCCGCGUUCAGAGUGCACGAGGUGCGAGUGAAAAGAACAACCAGUCAAAUGACGCUUAUACGGUAUUGCAGUCUAUCGGCGACAACACUCUUCCGAAGCUUCAGCAUCAAAUUGGUGACCUUCUAAACACCAAAACCAGAUCUUCCUAUUCUCUCCAGAAGCCGACACCUCCCGAAUCAUCGGCACCUACGUCAGGAACUGAUGGGAAGCUUCACGUUCAGUGGGCAGUCAAGGUGUCUACAGCUCCUACUGUUCAGGAUCUGGAUGGCAAUUCUCCAGAGCCAACCGAGAUGAGCGAUUUACGCCGCCUUCUACAAGAUCGCUACGGUGAAAUACGUAGUGCUCGCCAAGCUUUUCUCGCUUGGGACGCCAAUAGGGACGGUCGGAUAUGUGCGAAAGAACUUCGAGAUAUGCUCUCACGACUUGGGAUUGCUCGAGUCCUCGGCCAAAUGAAAGUAAACGUGAUUCUCCAGCACGUUCUAGCAAGGCCAACCGCGUCUCUGGACUACGAGGAUUUCUUUGGAGUGGUGUAUGGCCCUCGGGAGCAAAAUCAAGCAGCAUUGAGUAGCUCAAACAGACAAACAGCGAACUAUACUGGGCCGGAAGAAGACACAGAUUCGACAGCAGACUCGGAUUGCGUGGUUUCCUUGCUACGGUCCAAGUACGAGUCACGCAAAGUUCAUCAGGUCUUUCGAGACUGGGAUAUUGAUAAAAAUGGUGGAGUCACGUUGGCAGAGAUCGAGAGUAACCUUCGUCGCCAAGGUUUACGAAUCUCGAAACCGGAGCUGAUGAAGUUAUUUGAUACGUACGACCUAGACCGUGACGGCCGCUUACUGUACGAUGAGUUCAAGCGUCUAGUGUAUGGACCAGUGCACGAACCACGUUACAGCUACUUGGCAGAACAGCGCCGACAGAAUGCGCAUAAGCAGCCUAUGCACGAACGAGACUCGUUGGAAUUCUUUCGCAAGUCGACAGUACCCGAGCAGUCAAACCAUAGCAUUGAUAAUCCCCGCUUUAGAGCUACACUCAAACUUAAGCUGAAAGAAUUUGCUGCUAGACUCAACGAUGCGUAUGCUGAAUUCGACGACGACCACAAUGGCUAUUUAUCGUAUAGCGAGCUUUGUGUCGGGUUGAAGGAACUGGGUUUAAAUCUGACCGAGCGCGAGUUCCUCCACUUAGCUACACGCGUGGACGCCGAUGGAAAUGGCGAGAUUUGUUUUAAGGAAUUUUGUCAUGUGUUCGGAAGUGAUGGUGCGGUUAACCGAAGGUGUCAAUCGGCUCGUACUGGCGACGAAGAAGACAAACGUGUGGAAGAGAAAAGCGCAAAGACACAACUGAAGCACGGAAGUCAACGACAACGAGCCGCUGGAACGUUUAACUUUUCACACUUGACAAGGCGAGCCAAAACUCCAACGCGAUGCGGCCGCACUCCAUACCCGGACACGAGAGGAAUUAUAAGCGAUAAUCAAGGUGACACUACGAAUCCAGCACGGUUUAUGACGGAAUCGCAAUUGUACGGCAGUGCGUCGACGUCGCGAUCGAUACCUAUUCCAGCCAAGGUGAUUACGACGCUCGGACAAGAAGAGAAACAACGCCUCGAUGCUGCGAAAGCUAAUCGACUGCAGCGAUUGCGAGUCCAAAUGGAACUCUAUGAAGACCAAGCUCGGCCGCUUCAGGAUUCCUACAACGUGGCUCAGGAACGGCGAGUGCGGACGCUGCAACGCCACCGAGAGCGAUAUCAUCAGCGCAUCGAGCAGCGACCACGCUACGCUCAAUCGCCGGCACGAAAAGGUAUUCAGAUCUUGCGGGCGAGCUCUACAGCUCCAAUCGUGUGACGCAGUGCUCUUUAAGGAACCAAAAGAGUUUUUGCUAGUGUCGUCCAAUAUUUUACGAGAUCAAACAGCUAAUACGAAUUAUCAGUGCCUUGCAUCAA
Phytophthora nicotianae INRA-310 is the source of this 2840-nucleotide messenger RNA. RefSeq lists its product as hypothetical. Bases 1 to 2742 code for a protein of 913 amino acids. The record is from RefSeq and is a predicted model, not a curated record. Gene Ontology annotation, molecular function: calcium ion binding. The transcript is spliced from 9 exons. Lineage: Eukaryota; Oomycota; Peronosporomycetes; Peronosporales; Peronosporaceae.